UCUAAUGUAGUUAAGUUAUUCGUGAGUGAGCGAGUCUCCCGUAACCAUUACGCAAUUUAUUUACAUUUUAACCGGUAGUCUUCUAGAAAGACACAAUGGUCAACUGGGGAAUGAUUGGGGCCAUCAUAUCGCCCAAUGUUGGCGGUUGGCUUGGCGCUCUAACAAUGAGCGGCAAGGUGAAACAGCCUGAUGGUAAAGCGUGGUACCAAACGCUGAACAAACCUUCUUGGACUCCACCCUCCUGGCUGUUUGGACCUGCAUGGACAGCACUAUACAGCGGCAUGGGUUAUGCUUCGUACCUCGUUUAUACAGAGUGUGGUGGUUUAACAGAUGACGCUGUUCUUCCACUGUCGUUGUAUGCUGGUCAGCUGCUGCUCAACUGGACUUGGACCCCUAUUUUCUUCGGAAAACAAAAAAUUGGAUUGGGUUUCGCCCACAUGCUAGCACUGGACGCGGCAGCAGUGGCUUGUACCUACAGCUUCUACAACGUCGACCCGACCACCGCCUACUUCAUGGUGCCUUACCUCGGCUGGCUGUCCUUCGCGACCUGCCUCAACUACUCAAUAUGGCAGCGCAACAAGCCCAAGCCUAAGAUUUAAAUUAAACAUUACACCAGCUUAAUUAUUCAAAGAAAAUGUAUUGAAACAGUUGAUUUAAAAGUGAAUGAUAAAGCAUUUAUCAUAAUCAUAGUAUUAUGGAAGUCGACUAUCCCAGUAUUUUAUGUACCGGUCUCGCAAAAAGCACUUCUGAGUACAAAUAAGCAGUAACUAGUUUAAUUCAUUUAUUCAUUGAAAUAAAUAGCCAUCACAAUCAUGUUUCAAAACUUCACCACAUAUGCCAAAUAUACCUCAAUUGUAGCAAGUACCGUAAUCAAAUAAAAUGACAUUUAUGUUUAGUAUUGUACAUUUAUAUUGCGUAAUUCAAUAAAUAUACACUAAGGAUUUAAGUAUUA
Messenger RNA from Spodoptera litura, 952 nucleotides. RefSeq names its product translocator protein-like. Lineage: Eukaryota; Metazoa; Arthropoda; Insecta; Lepidoptera; Noctuidae. The record is from RefSeq and is a predicted model, not a curated record. Gene Ontology annotation, cellular component: mitochondrial outer membrane.